AUGAGUGAAGAGGGUAGUUCUGGAGUCAAAAGUCGACAGAAAACAAGCCAAGAGCUUUCUCAAGGCACAAGCUACAGAUCAAGCAGCUCGAUCAUUCUACGCGCAGGAUGCUCUAUUCUUUUGUUGGCCCUCUACAAUUGUUACUUACUUUUUAUCGCCCUGAUUGUCAGACAUUUUGCAAAAGAGCCCAGUAGAAGUACCUUUGAUAUUUCACGCCGGCCUUAUUUUCGUCCCGGAACAGACUUUGGUCGCCGUGAACAUCUAUUCGGUAUUGGAUGGUUUCUUGAGUGGCCAGGAGGUCAACGCCCUCUUAAUUCGACAUGGCCAUGGUCCGGAGUCAAACUUUCAAUCUUGGUACUGUGGGGAGUGUGUUGGAUGUUUUAUAUGCGAAUGCAGUAUUGGCAACAAGCACAACCUCACACUUCGCAUAGCCAUGGCCAUCCGCAGACAUCUUUGCGCAAGGCUUCCAGACCCUCAGCGUUUCAUUUGUCUCCAACAGCGAAGAAUUAUUUACCACUCGGUAAGCAGUAUGGAUUCCUUACUUUGUUCCAGAAAAAAGGCCAAGGAUAA
Molecule: messenger RNA, 570 nt
Organism: Botrytis porri
Lineage: Eukaryota; Fungi; Ascomycota; Leotiomycetes; Helotiales; Sclerotiniaceae
Exons: 2
Coding region: 1-570 (189 amino acids)
Source: RefSeq, a predicted model, not a curated record